CCUAUCUACUACCGUACCCUAUCCGACUCUGAGUAUCUAGCCUUGCGCACUGGAUUGGAUUCGUGAGGAAAGGCGCCAGCUGCCAGCUUAGCUAAGCAUCCAACAAAAAGGUCUGUCCUGAGGGAAAGAAUUUCUGCAUCAUGGGCUCCAGUGCUCUCGCCGCGCAUCAGUCGCUGUGUUUUCGUCCGUGCGCAUACGCUCAGGGUGUGAGCCGCCCUUCCGCAGACAGCCGGCAAUCCUGUGUUGCAGGGCUGCCAGCUCUGAAGAAGUCCGCAGCUCCUUCAUUAAAAAGAGCUCUCGCAUCAGCAGACACAUCAUCUGGGCUGCGCCUGAGGAGUUCCUUUGCUUCGGGCUUACCUCUCAGGUGGACGCACAAGAGCGGGCCGUGCCCAUCUGGACAGAGAAGCUGCUCCCCUUCAAUAGUUUGCGCGGGAGGGGUUGCCGACAUUGGGGAUGCUGACUUUGAAAGUGAAGUAGUUGAGUCGCCGCUUCCGGUGCUGGUAGAUUUCCAUGCCAGCUGGUGUGGGCCUUGCAAGCUAGUAGCACCACUCAUGACUUGGGCAGCAGAGACAUAUGAUGGGAAGCUGAAGGUGGUGAAGGUAGACGUGGAGGCAAAUCCGAAGACCACCGAGAAGUACAAAGUAUACGGCCUCCCAACCGUCCUUAUUUUCGAAUCCGGAAAGCUCUUAACUCACAAUGAGGGGGCCAUUACUAAAGCUAAGUUGGACAAACUCCUGAAGGAGAAGCUUCCGGUGCUUGUAUAAGAGAUGCGGAGACUGCUGCGUUGUUAUUUUUUGAGUUGCCUUAUCUUCUGGGACGCCUUUGCACAAUACUGAUAAAGAAGUGCCUGGGUCACUGGGCCAGAUAUGUAAGUCAAUUUUGCGAUUGCAUUGCUCUAUUCAGACCAUCAUAGCGCAGCCUCUGUCCAAUGUAGGCCUUCAGUAGGUUCAUGUGCAUUUGUCGAAGCCAGUAGUCUCUAUCUCUCUAAGAGACUUGUUUGCUGGUAAUUGAGUGUUUCCUGAAUGUUGGAUAGAAGCGGAAUCACAACUAAGGCCCAAAGAUCACAUGCUGCACAAUAGCACCC
Messenger RNA from Klebsormidium nitens, 1084 nucleotides. Lineage: Eukaryota; Viridiplantae; Streptophyta; Klebsormidiophyceae; Klebsormidiales; Klebsormidiaceae. The record is from the annotation of a GenBank genome assembly.